AUGUCUCCUGGAAGACAGAUUCAUUUGGAGUUGGUGAAUUCCGGUUUUACCUGGUUGGGGAAAGCCGAGAAGGCAUCGCACACCCCCCCGGCGGGGAAGACCCCGGUCGUGGGGGCUGGGGUAGGGGCACCGGUGGUCGGGAGAGGAGUCGUUGGGGCGGGAGUGGUCGGGGCGGGGGUAGUCGGGGCGGGGUGGUCGGGGCCGGGUGGUCGGUUCCGGUGGUGGUCGGGCGGAGUAGUUGGCGAAGGAGUAAGUCGGGGCGGGGUGGUAGGGCGGGGUAGUCGGUUACCGGAGUGGUCGGGGCAGGGGUGGUCGGGAAGGAGUGGUCGGGCGGGGUGGUCGGGCGGGUGGUGGUUGGGUUC
Molecule: messenger RNA, 362 nt
Organism: Klebsormidium nitens
Lineage: Eukaryota; Viridiplantae; Streptophyta; Klebsormidiophyceae; Klebsormidiales; Klebsormidiaceae
Source: the annotation of a GenBank genome assembly